GAGAGACCAAGAGACCUGUUUACUCAUGGCUGAAGGGAAGGCAGGAGUUCUCUCGGGCUUCUCUUGGCCACUUUAAAAUCUGUCACCAAGAAAGGACAAGGUCUUCAAGCUCCUGCAGAAGUCUUGUUCGCUGCUCUCAGUCUUGUGGCUGCUUCUUCAUUUCUGCAUCAUUUGUGGGAAUUUGCUGAUUCCCGCACCCAGAACAGAGACACAGAACCACACAGAAUGAGCGCAUGAAUGAGGAAAUCGUGACUGAGAGUCCUGAGAAGCAUGGGAGGAAGGAAGAUGGCAAGAGACGAGGAAAGCACCUAUGGCUUGGAGGAGGAUUCACACGUCCCAAAGGGGCCCCCACUGAGGCUCAUCCUGGUAGGUCGAACCGGAACCGGCAAGAGUGCCACUGGUAACACCAUCCUGGGCCAGACGUGCUUCGUAUCCAAGCUGCAGGCUGUGCCUGUUACCAGAUCCUGCUCCUGGGCCAACAGGAAAUGGGCCGGCUGGUAUGUUGAGGUGGUGGACACCCCGGAUGUUUUCAGCUCUGAGGUCAAACAGACCGACCCUGCGUGCAUGGAGACAGCCCACUGCUUCCUACAGACGUCGCCCGGGCCGCACGCGCUGCUGCUGGUCACCCAGCUGGGUCGCUUCACCACUCAGGACAGCAAGGUGCUGGCCAGGGUGAAGCGGGUGUUUGGGGAGCAGAUGAUGGCACGGACUGUGGUGGUGUUCACUCGGAAGGAGGACCUGGCAGGAGAGUCUCUGCAGGAUUACGUGCGAUGUACAGACAAUCGCGCGCUGCGGGAGCUGGUGGCUGAGUGCGGGGGCCGCGUGUGCGCUCUAAACAACCAAACCACUGCCCGCGAGCGCGAGGCACAAGCUGAGGAGCUGCUGGGCCUGGUCGCUGGCCUGGUGAGGGAGCACGGGGGCGCGUACUACUCCAAUGAAGUGUAUGAUCUGGUGAGGCCCCUGUGGGGCUCUAACCCCGAGGACCAAGUCAGCAAGGUGGCAGAGAUGGUGGCAAGACGCAUGCACAGGCCCCUGCGCACCAGGCUGCUAACUGGGCUGUGGGACUGGCAGAAAUCUUACAGGAAGAGCUGGAGACGGGGCGUGGCUAUUUUCCUGGGUGUGGCCUUCCUGAUCCACCUGCUGGUCUACAGAAAGGCGCCUCAGACCAUUGGGGACCAGAAUAGCAGAUAAUGCUGGUCUUAGAAGAUGUUUUAACUAAGAAGAAAAUAUUUUAAAAAAGGAAUACUUAGCCGGGCGGUGGUGGCACACACCUUUAAUCCCAGCACUCGGGAGGCAGAGGCAGGCGGAUCUCUGUGAGUUCGAGACCAGCCUGGUCUACG
Microtus oregoni (creeping vole) is the source of this 1340-nucleotide messenger RNA. RefSeq names its product GTPase IMAP family member 1-like. Gene Ontology annotation, cellular component: endoplasmic reticulum. The record is from RefSeq and is a predicted model, not a curated record. Lineage: Eukaryota; Metazoa; Chordata; Mammalia; Rodentia; Cricetidae. Gene Ontology annotation, molecular function: GTP binding. Bases 271 to 1191 code for a protein of 306 amino acids. The transcript is spliced from 4 exons.